AUGUUCUCAGGCCAAAGAGCGAUUAAAACGAGUAUAGAGCGUAAUUCCAAACACGGUACAUUGAAGCAGAAAAAUUUUGAAAUUAAAUUAACGGUAGAACACACCACGGAACAAGCAGUGAAGAUAGGUAACCGACGCGUUGAAACAAUGCCUAGAUCUCAAUCGAUCAAUGCAUCCAAAAUCAUUGCACCCGGGUUUAGUCGAAAACGUUUAAUACCAUUAUACGAAAAAACUAGAAUGUGGCGUACCGUUCUGGAGAGACGGCUAGAUUUCUCCAACAUGGACCAAUCGAAAGCGCAAUCGUUGCAAGAGAAUUCAGAUGCAUCGCUGGGAAUGCUGCAAUCACACGAGAUGGAAUUAGGAAGCUUUCAGACCAAUUUUCAAAAUAACAGCCAGAAAGAAUCCUCCAACUUUUCCAACAGCAUUUUAAGCGACGCACAGAUGGCUUACAACAGCUUCGAAACAUCCGGAUCUAAGAUCAAUAUCAAUUAUUUGCUAAAACGUUUACAGAAUCAAAUUUUACUUCACAAUACGCUUCUCGAUGCGUCGGAAAAGUUCCCAAAAUCAGCAUCAAUCGAAAAUCUCGUAAAAGAGUGCAUGAAAGGCACGGUGGCACUCGACGGUCUAAAGCAGCGUGUAAGUGCGUACAAAAAUGCGAAACAAUCCGCAAAAACUGCCGUACCAAAAGCCGCACUACAAGAAAUUCCCAGUAUCAUCCAUAAUACUAUCAACUGUGCUGAGGACUUACAAACAUUGUCCGAAGAAAUUACGCAAAUGUCCGGCUUUAUCGAUGCAAAUCUCAUGAAUCGAAGCUCGCUCACCGCGCAAAGUAUCAAGGAUGCUUCCAAACGCUUAAGGGAGAUAGAACAGCUGUGGGCAAAUAUGCCCACACCGGAAGAAGAAGGUUCCUCGCUAGGGAUUUUACAUGAGUCCGAGCUGCAAAACUCUGAACGUUUUCUCGAUGGAGUGUCUGCAUCGUUGAACACUAUUUUCGCUCAGUUAAAUCAUUCGCUUGAAGAAGUUCUGCAAACACCUAACACGCAAAGCUUAAACGAACUGAAGCAGAACUUGCAAGAGUGCAAAGAACUGCUGUCGGAUAUCACCAGGAAUCAUUCCUUACUGUUGGAUGAAACUAUGCCAUCAUUGGUUGAACCGCAGGACACGGACGAUAUCUCUUUACUGAAUAUUGUUUCAAACGAGCUGGAUAAAUCCUGUCAGUCAGAAAUUGAAGCAUUCCUUAAAAUAUGGAAAAAGCCAGAAAUGGAACAAUUUCUGGACAUUUCUAAACAGACCAUUGAUGACCUUUCCAGUCUACGGUACGAGACGAAAGAAAUGUUGGGAAAAAUGGUAGCUUCUAACGGCCAUGCCAAGCAAACUCCACAUCGCAGGCAGUAUCUUACAGAGCGGCUAAAUGUAUUGCGGGAUGAUGCAACAACGCAGAAGCCUAUCUAUACAUCGAUCAUAAUGAAAGAUUACAUCGAUGAGGAUGAUUUGUGUGCCGAACAAGAGGGUGGUUUACCCCAAGAAUUUGUCUGUCAAGCGGAACCCGCUCAGCGAACGGUUAAAUUCAUUGAACGUUUCGAUGAAUCUACACAUCCCGCCCCAAAAUGUUCCCCAAAUUCGGACCACUUCGUAAAAAAUCGACUCCAAAUGUUCAUGCAAGAAAUGGAUAAAUUUCAACAAAAUUACCUAAACAGCAAAGAGGAAAACACAGAGCAUAACAGGGACAUGGUGCUAAUCGAGAAAAAGCUAGACGAUCUAAUGGCAAUGAUUUCGGAGGUGGUGAAUACUUUACGGUCAAACUAA
Messenger RNA from Anopheles moucheti, 1806 nucleotides. RefSeq lists its product as uncharacterized. The transcript is spliced from 2 exons. The coding region runs from base 1 to 1806 and encodes 601 amino acids. The record is from RefSeq and is a predicted model, not a curated record. NCBI's taxonomy places the organism in Eukaryota, Metazoa, Arthropoda, Insecta, Diptera, Culicidae.